Messenger RNA from Siniperca chuatsi (mandarin fish), 2946 nucleotides. RefSeq lists its product as uncharacterized. Lineage: Eukaryota; Metazoa; Chordata; Actinopteri; Centrarchiformes; Sinipercidae. The record is from RefSeq and is a predicted model, not a curated record. The transcript has 6 exons. Gene Ontology annotation, cellular component: membrane. The coding region runs from base 929 to 1834 and encodes 301 amino acids. Gene Ontology annotation, molecular function: G protein-coupled receptor activity. Gene Ontology annotation, biological process: phospholipase C-activating G protein-coupled receptor signaling pathway; positive regulation of Rho protein signal transduction.
UAGUCAGUUAUGUGAAAUGAUCAAAUGUGCUGUGUUUGCUUUAUAUUGACAUAAACAAAAGGUAAUGCUUUUUUGGCUGCUGAGCAGACUUAAUUAACAAAACUAAGAAAAUACUGUGAAAAUGUGAAUUAGCUGCUGCUUCGCUGAACAAGUACAGUCCUAUUUUAGAGGAUGGAGCAGAGCUACGCAAUGAAUAUCAGCAGGCAGUUUUAUCCACUGAGGAGAUGAGCCCUCGAGCAAGACCCAAGCGCCAGGUUUGGUGUGCUGUUGCACGACCAGGUGACCAGCAAGUGUCACUACAUCCAUCCUCUGAUUGUUCCACUGCAUCACCACCCAUCAAGUCCUGCACUGUGUGUACCUGAAUCAGGCCUCUGUUGAAGAGCCGCGAUGGGCAGUGUAGCAUGCAGAUGGUCCUGAUUGGAUGUAAACGCCAUUUACCAGAGUGCAUCCUGGGAAAUGAAUAACAAGUGGAAUCCCAAACAAGAAUGAUCCGUGUAAACCAAUGGAGAAUAUUCAGCACAUCCAGGCUUCAUUCAAAGCAGCCAGCUGAGCUCUGUGGAGAUUAGGAGGCUCAGCGCUGCACCAAUACAUGGUUUCCAAGAAGACCUGACGCAAACACACACAAACCUGGACUUCAACAUGUCCAUGACAGACAAACUGUUACUCACUCUGUUAGUGGGAAUUGAGAUAUUUUAAGAGGAUUCAACACUAAUCUUGAACCAUUUCAAGAUUUUUCAGCAUUUACAUCUUUAAAAACAAGCCGAGGGGUUUUCCGUGGACAAAAGUUGAUUCAGCGUUUAUCGCAGACUGAGGUGGUCUUCAUUGCAACCUGCUACUGCAUCCAUAACAUAAGCUGGGCGACACACUCUGAGGAUCUCAAAGCUAAUCUGAACAGCUGAACCCAUAAAUAGCCUCUGUGGGGCCUCUUAUGGCUGACAGCAACACGGUGACAACUGUCCCCGUCCUCGUCAACGUCACUGGCAAUCUCACUGGCAACACCACCACGCCCACCGCCGUCCAGGUAGCCAAAGUGAUCAGCUGGCUGACGUUUAGCAUCGGGCUGCCUGCCAUUGCACUGGCUAUUUACACCCUCAAGAAUCUGUCCAAAGGUGAGAACAAAGUUCCCAUGCAUGUCAUGUUCCUCCUGGUCUCUGACGUUAUCAGUUUCUUUGGUCGUCCCCGUGUGGCCCAGGACAUGGAGAGUGGGGCCGUCUUCUCCUCCAACAUCAACGACUACAUCUUCUAUUUUGGGGUCAUCUCCAAUGUCACCCUCAUGCUGUUCAUAGCUCAGGAGCAUCAUCUCCUGGUGGCCUACCCACAGUGUCUCAGCUGCUGCAGCAGUAUCAGGCGGUCUCCUGCAGUUGCCUUGGUGACAUGGGCUGCUCCGUUUGGCAUCCUGGCCCUCGCCAUGCUGCAGUACAACCUCUGGUUUGCAGUGUCUCUGCUCGUGCCUUUCCCCUUCCUCCUCUUCUUUGCUGUGGACUCCUGCAGGGCCCUGAUCUGCUCCCGAUCUAACCCAUCGACCCCGGAGAGGAGGAGGGCGGUGUGGGGGAUCAGUGCGAUCUGGGCUAACUACACCCUCCUCUACGUCCCCUUCAUCCUCAGCAUCCUUCUGGAGGCUCUGUCCUUUAAGAUGACGGUGACAUACCUGGGGCUGGUGUCUCACCUGCUGCUCUACCUCAGCCCUCUGGUGGACCCCUUCCUCUACAUAUUCAUGACCAAAGGGCUCAAAGAGGUGCUGCAGGUGCUACCCUGCUGUCAAAAGACAAGUCGGAAAGAGAACAUGAGACCCACUGUGGACACUGUGGCUGAGACUGUGGAGACGAGACUUUGAGGAGGACGUAGUUUUCAAAAAGAUUUCCAAACAUCCGCCUAGUUUGGGACAACUCGUACUCCCGUUGGAUUUUUGGAGCAGAUGCCAAAACAGCAUGACCUAAUACUAUGGUUCUGUAAUUUCUGAUAACAACAUAACAGUCCCUCCACAAUCUCGCAGUCUUGUUCGUGAUCCUUGCGAACCAAAAUACCUGCUUUUGUACAAAAGAUUGUGACAAACUUUGUAAUCGCUUGUGCCUUAUUUUUCAAUAAAUCAAAGUUAAACGUUAAAAAUUGCAAGUAAGCUGUAAAAAAUGUGAUGUUUAAACAAGGCAUCGAUAAUAAUAAUAUGUAAUAUUAUCCAAUGAGAGUAAGCAUUACCUUAGCAAUUUCUUAGUUUCUUUGCAGUGAAUCGGCUCUAUAAGGACAGCUUCGUGCUUCCUACAGUGGUGUGCAGUGCUGCCAGCAAACUCCAUAAACCAAAUGUUUCUAAGAUUAAAAAUGUUCUCCAGUUUUGCUAAACUGGAGAACUUAGUUGGGAGUGAUACAUGGGGGUAAGGACUGCCUGAAGUUCUAGGGAGGACCAUUGUUAGAUUGAAGCUUGAUUUUUAUUCAACUUUGUCUCGUGAAAACAGAACCCCCAGAAAGGUGAUGUUUUAUCUAAUAUCUUGUACACACAAGUUAUAACCUUGUGUUAUUGAAAAAUAUAUUUUUCAGGACUUUAGGGGAAGUGCACUUAAAAUGAUUCUGAUUUGGAUUAUUAUUUGGUGAAAAACUGCUGUGAUUGGUAAAAUUACACACUCUUACAAAUCUUGUUUUUUUUUUCUUUUUACUCUACUAAAUGCACUUUAUUUGAAAAUACUCGCAUAUUUUCAUGCAGCUACACACUAAUGUUUUUGUCUUGAUGUUAUACUGUGGUCCUGAAGAAAUGUUACUUCAUUUUAACGGUAACUUUGUAAGAAUUUGCGUCAGUUCUUCCAUGGCAAGACUGCAAAUAUCCAGAGGGACUUUCUCUUGGCUGACACUGAUUUUGCCCGACUGACUGGCAGCAGUUUGAAUGGGACUCACAACCUAACCUCUAAUAAGAUUAAUGGCAUACAAAAGUCCACACUAAAAGGAAAGGUUUUCUAAAAC